GACAGCCGGAGUGGGUGACCGUUUGCUUGCCUGCUAUCAGCGAGUAACCUAUUUAUUUUUUGCAAAUAUUUUUGUGCAAUAAAGUUAUAAUUAGUUUUUAUCAGUUGCCUGAGUAUAUAUCUACUCAAGCAUUCAUUAUACUUCUCAUAACAACCGGCUCUAUACACUUGGCAGCAAUGGUCGUAUCAGAAGAUCCUCAGCCGGUGAUGGAGGGUGACGCGGCCAGCAAGAAGGCGGCCAAGAAAGCGGCAAAGGCUGCCGAAAAACAACAGAAAAAGGCUGAGCAUAAGGCGGCAUCAUCACAGCAGCAACAGACAGAGGAGCCGGAUUUCUCAGCUGGGUUGUACGGGGUCCGCAAGCUGAUCCAGUCAUCCGGGGAGUUUGCGGACAGAGUGUACACUGAUGUAAGGGAUUUGGCUGUCGGGCUGGACGGGAAAGAGGUCUGGGUUCGAGCUCGUCUCCAAACUUCUCGUGCUAAAGGCAAGCAGUGCUUCGCUGUGCUCAGACAGACUUCCAGCACCGUCCAGAUGCUGGUCAGCGUCUGUGAGGAACGCAGGGUCAGCAAACAGAUGGUCAAGUUUGUUGGCAGUAUAACAAAAGAAUCCAUAUUGGACGUGCGAGCCACUGUGGUCAAAACAGCGUCCCCCAUAGAGUCGUGUACGGUCAAAAACGUGGAGUUGGUUGUCUCAGAAGUGUGGACCGUCUCGGCCGCGAAGCCCCAACUGCCUUUGCAGAUCGAGGACGCCGCUAGACCGGAAAUAUCUGACGACCCGGAAGCGUUGAAGAUCCGCGUCAACCAAGACACCCGUUUGGACAACAGAGUUUUAGAUCUAAGGACUCCUGCGAACCAGGCAAUAUUCAGGAUUGAAGCGGGUGUUUGUCGGCUGUUUCGAGACAUUCUUACUCAAAGAGGUUUUGUAGAGAUCCACACGCCGAAGAUAAUCUCUGCUGCAUCGGAGGGCGGCGCGAAUGUGUUCACGGUGUCCUACUUCAAGGGCGCGGCGUAUCUAGCGCAGAGCCCGCAGCUGUACAAGCAGAUGGCCAUAGCCGCUGACUUCGAUAAGGUGUUCACAGUGGGCGCGGUGUUCCGCGCGGAGGACUCGAACACACACAGACAUCUGACGGAGUUUGUGGGACUGGACCUCGAGAUGGCGUUCAAGAAUCACUACCACGAAGUCGUCGACACUAUCGGACAGACGUUUACGGAUAUAUUUAGAGGACUUAGAGACCAAUUCGCGAUAGAAAUAGCAGUAGUGGGACAGCAGUAUCGAGUGGAGCCGUUCAAGUUUCUCGACCCGCCUCUCAGGCUGGAGUUCCCGCAGGCGGUACAGAUGUUGAAGGAGGCGGGAGUAACAAUAGGUGAAGAAGACGACUUAUCAACACCUGACGAGAAACUCCUCGGCAGAUUGGUGCGCGCGAAGUAUGACACGGACUUUUAUAUUUUGGACAAGUAUCCGUUGGCUGUGAGGCCCUUCUACACCAUGCCCGACCCUAAUAACCCUAAAUGGUCGAACUCUUACGAUAUGUUCAUGCGCGGUGAGGAGAUUUUGAGCGGUGCUCAGCGAAUACACGACCCCGACUUCCUCACUGAGAGGGCGAAGCACCACGCGAUUGACAUCAGCAAGAUAGCUGCGUACAUUGAGUCCUUCAGAUUGGGUUGUCCUCCGCACGCAGGCGGUGGUAUUGGCAUGGAACGAGUUGUGAUGUUAUACCUCGGACUGGACAACAUCAGGAAGACUUCUAUGUUCCCACGCGACCCCAAAAGGAUUACGCCUUGAAUAUUUUAUUAUAAUAAAAUAACAUGUAAUCAUUUUUGUAAUAUAAAUUUUAUUAUUAA
Plodia interpunctella (Indianmeal moth) is the source of this 1837-nucleotide messenger RNA. It is a transcript of the gene AspRS, whose product is annotated as Aspartyl-tRNA synthetase. Gene Ontology annotation, molecular function: ATP binding; RNA binding; aspartate-tRNA ligase activity. Lineage: Eukaryota; Metazoa; Arthropoda; Insecta; Lepidoptera; Pyralidae. Gene Ontology annotation, cellular component: cytosol; cytoplasm; aminoacyl-tRNA synthetase multienzyme complex. Gene Ontology annotation, biological process: aspartyl-tRNA aminoacylation. Bases 177 to 1778 code for a protein of 533 amino acids. The record is from RefSeq and is a predicted model, not a curated record. The transcript has 13 exons.